GCAUCGAAAUAAGUUACAGUUAUUAUUGAAAUGUGGACAAUAAUAGUAAUGUGUGCACUGUGCAGUGCAGCGUCCUCCAGUUCUGCCGAUGGCGAUCGGAGGAAUGCAACGCUGGUUAAACACGUUGUUGGAGGUGGCAAAGCAGGCCCCACUCCCUAUCAAGUUUCGCUUCAGAAAAGUGGACAUUUUUGUGGCGGUGCCAUAAUAGACGACCAAUGGAUAGUUACUGCCGCCCAUUGUUUGAUGAACUCAAAAGCCAGAGAUAUGACGGCUCUAGCCGGAACACUGCAGUUGAAAAAAGGAGGUACGCGAUAUCGGGUGGAAAAAUUGUUUCCGCAUCCCUCGUAUGACAGAGUGAAAUCUAUCAACGAUAUCGGAUUGGUUAAAAUAGCGAAGAAGUUUCAGUGGGAGCCUACGUUAGUCGAGAAGAUUGGAUUUUCCGACAAGUUUGUGAGGGGAGGACGAGAAGCAAUUUUAACUGGCUGGGGUGGUACUAGCCAGUAUUACAGUGCACCGGCAACCGAGUUACAGGCUGCUGUUGUGCGGGUAAUAAGCGAAUCACAGUGCCAAAGUAUUCUAAACAAUAUCGGUUCCGGACAUAUUUGCACCUUCACUAAGUUUGGGCAAGGUGCCUGUGGGGGCGAUUCUGGUGGUCCAUUAGUUAGUGAGGGUGAAGUCAUCGGAGUUGUUAGUUUUGGAAUAGCAACCAACCUCGCUAGCUGUGCUGCAGGAUACCCAGAUGGUUUCGCUCGGGUUUCUCAUUAUUAUGAUUGGAUUAAAAAGACUAUCAAAGAUAAUUAAUUCUAUACCAAUAUACCAACCCGAUGCUCAAACCACUUGUGGUUAAUAAAUUGGAAACUCUA
Molecule: messenger RNA, 863 nt
Organism: Wyeomyia smithii (pitcher-plant mosquito)
Lineage: Eukaryota; Metazoa; Arthropoda; Insecta; Diptera; Culicidae
Product: chymotrypsin-1-like
Exons: 3
Coding region: 31-801 (256 amino acids)
Biological process (GO): proteolysis
Molecular function (GO): serine-type endopeptidase activity
Source: RefSeq, a predicted model, not a curated record